AUGUCCGCCAUCUACAAAGCCUUGCAGGCCAAGUCGUCCAAAGAUACGGCAGAAAAGACCAAACACAUCAACAGACAACGUGUGCUUGUCAUCUCCUCGCGUGGUGUCACCUACAGACACCGCCACUUGAUCAAUGACUUGACACAAUUGAUGCCCCACGCCAGAAAGGAGCCCAAGUUCGACUCGAAAAAGGACUUGUGGCAGCUCAAUGAGGUGGCCGAGUUAUACAACUGUAGCAACAUUUUCUUCUUUGAGGCUAGAAAGCACCAGGAUCUUUACUUGUGGAUCUCCAAGCCUCCUAACGGACCCACCAUGAAGUUCUACGUCCAGAACUUGCACACUUUGGACGAGUUGAACUUUACCGGAAACUGUUUGAAGGGCUCCAGACCCAUUUUGAGUUUCGACAAGUCGUUCACCGACUCUGCACACCAUGCUCUUAUCAAGGAGAUGUUCACCCACACCUUUGGAGUUCCUCCAAAUGCCAGAAAAUCGAAGCCUUUCGUCGACCACGUGAUGUCCUUUUCUAUUGUAGACAACAAGAUCUGGGUCAGAAACUACCAGAUCUCAGAGACCGAAGAGGCCCGUGAAAAUGCCGACGGUACCAAGGACGCCAUGUCCUUGGUAGAGAUUGGCCCUCGUUUUGUGAUGACUUUGAUCACCAUCUUGGAGGGUUCCUUUGGAGGCCCUAAGAUCUACGAGAACAAGCAGUACGUCUCUCCUAACGCUGUCCGUGCUCAACUCAAACAGCAGGCUGCAGACAGAGCCCGUUCGCGUGCUGUGGCUGCUUUGGACAGAAAGGUGAAGGUGCGUGAGCAGGUGUUGAAGGCUGAUCCGUUGUCCAACGAGAGUUUGUUCAAGUAA
Molecule: messenger RNA, 861 nt
Organism: Australozyma saopauloensis
Lineage: Eukaryota; Fungi; Ascomycota; Pichiomycetes; Serinales; Metschnikowiaceae
Gene: CSI2
Product: Csi2p
Exons: 1
Coding region: 1-861 (286 amino acids)
Biological process (GO): ribosomal large subunit assembly; rRNA processing
Cellular component (GO): nucleolus
Molecular function (GO): rRNA binding
Source: RefSeq, a predicted model, not a curated record